CAGGACACAAGUACGAAGGAGUCAGAUUUGAAAAGGGAAACUGCGGAGUCAGCAUAAUGAGAAGCGGGGAGGCAAUGGAACAAGGUUUACGAGACUGCUGUAGAUCAAUCCGCAUAGGAAAAAUCCUGAUACAGAGCGACGAGGAGACUCAAAGAGCGAAAGUGUACUAUGCUAAGUUUCCACCAGACAUUUACAGGAGAAAAGUUCUUCUUAUGUACCCAAUACUAAGUACUGGUAAUACUGUCAUUGAGGCUGUCAAAGUUCUUGUAGAACAUGGCGUACAACCAAGUGUCAUUAUCCUGCUAAGCCUAUUCUCCACGCCUCACGGUGCCAAGUCCAUCAUCCAGGAAUUCCCAGAGAUCACAAUUUUAACUACAGAAGUUCAUCCUGUUGCACCAACACACUUCGGACAGAAGUAUUUUGGAACAGACUGACACACGGAACAAACGGAUAUGACUAUAUGAUGAGACAAGAGGGGUUUUCCUACGUUUUAUUAUUGUGGAGUUGGUUGAGGGCACGUUUAAAAAUCUUUUUGGCCAGAGGGGGAAAUACUUGACUUGGAUCAGUUCGGGUCAGUUACUGCCUGAACGCUGAAUCAGGUGCAGUAACGAAGCACUCUGUCAUUACAAAGUCAAGCAUCUCAAUGUUGGGGUUCUAUACAUUGCUACACUCUCUGCUUUAACUUA
Messenger RNA from Aptenodytes forsteri (emperor penguin), 686 nucleotides. Its product is annotated as uracil phosphoribosyltransferase homolog. The record is from RefSeq and is a predicted model, not a curated record. The coding region runs from base 57 to 434 and encodes 125 amino acids. Lineage: Eukaryota; Metazoa; Chordata; Aves; Sphenisciformes; Spheniscidae. The transcript has 4 exons.